GAGAAAUGGCUGCCUCGAGAUGUGGUUCUUCAAGAGAUUUCCUUCGAAUUUCAAUUAGGAUUCGCCGCCAUUCCUCCGCUUUGAGUGGAACAGCAAGUAAGUGUAUUUUUAUUUGUAUUUAUGUGUGAGCGUCUGAUGGAACGAACAAGAUCUGGAUUAAAUCUUGCGCUUGGUAAUUUGAUUUUCAUAUCAAAUGCUGUUAGAAUAUUUUUACAAAUUCAAUUUCUUUGCCUUAGCAGGCCUCUCACAACAAAUACGAAAAGUUCAAGGGUCAGUCGGGUUUAUUAAAAUAAAAUUGAAAUUCACACGCAGAGAGUGACUAGCAUCUAAUUUCUCCUCACAUUAUACCACUGAGUGAAGCACUCUUUAUUCAUAUUAAGAAUAAAGGAAACAAUCACAGAAUAAAAAAUCUCAUGAUUGUUAAACAAAUUCUCUUGUCAGUACUAAGGAGAAUGUAUGGAGAACAGUAUGGAGAAUAUACAUACUGAUAUAAGGAUGUCAAGGAUUAAAAAGAAAUCCUAGAGUUCUUGGACAAACUCAGGUAUAUGUCAUCUUUGUAACACUGACUGAUAUGUUCCUUGUGAUCAAGAGUCGUGUGCAAUUGUUUGUUUUGUGGCCUCUCAGGAUAUCUUCUUGUGGAGCAGACACCUUUUUGGGCACUCACUUACUUAUAAGGAAAAGCUCAACUUAGUAAUUUUACACUUCAGGAUCAUGUAAAAGUGGCCAAAUUAUCAACAAGGUUUUUUUCAAUACCUGUAGCACAUACCUGUAUAGAAUUAAAAAAAUUGUAGUAGAUUCCAAAAAAUGUUGAGAUGUAAAAAUCUUGCUUUCAUGCUAUUUUUUAUUUUCAGAUGACUUUCUUGGUGUACCAAACCCAAAUGUUAAUAACCAAGAGGCAGGCCCUUUGAAAAAAUAUGAUGAAACAGUCAGAAGUGGAAAGUUAACGCUUGAUAGACAUCAGAGGCAAAUUGUUGAGCAUCUACAAAGAUUGUACAAUGAUGUAGUUAGUUAUAAGCUGACUAGCGGUGGAUUUUUUAGUAAGGUAUGUUAUUUCAAAUUGAAUGAAAUCUUCUCCAUUCUCACAAACUUUUUAUGAAAUUUCAUAUCAAAGUUUUAGUGCAUACCUUUUUUGUAAAAUAAAGUCCAAGGUAUUUACUGGGAAGGACAGCUUGUUUUUUUCAAAUUAUAGAGCAUUGAUAUUUUAAAUUUCCUAUUAUCCUUAAUUUAAAUGUUUUCUGUUUUGAGCUUAGUUAGGCAAUUGAGACUCUUACUUUAUUUGACAGGUUUUUGGGCUGCAGAGUAAUAAAGAAACUCCUGUGGGUCUUUAUCUUCAUGGCAGUGUAGGUAAGAAGUGGUCACUAAGUACCUGAUUCAGCUGGGGCUGGACAGCGCUUGGUUUUAUGAUAUAGUUUAAAACAAAUCUGUUAUAAUUACUAUAAUUAGAUUAAAGUUACUGUUUGUAUAUUUUUGUAUCUUUUCAACCAUAGUGCAACUUUUAUUUGACUAUCAAAAGCAAUUGAGGAUUGCUUUGGGUUAGGGUUAUUUUUUUAGUUUUGUACACAUUGAGAUUGGUUUUGAAAAGUCUAACCCUUUUCUCUACUGAUAACAUGCAAUACUAAAACCAGUUUCGAUGUUUCACUCGUGCAUUUCCAAGCUUGAGGUCAUGAAGACAUGCAUUAUGGUUGACAUGACAUAAAGCUCUCAAAAGCUCCUGAUGACAUUUAUCUUUAAUGGUUUUUAUUCAUUACUUUUGAUUGGUUUGACCCUUUAACUCCCAAGAUCUGAUUGUUAAUUCUCCCCUCCAGCUGCUACACAUUUCCUUGUAAAUUAGUUAUGAGAACUUGAUGCUAGAUCAAGAUAGCAGCUUCUACCUGAUAAGUUUAAUAUUCUCAUUACCUGUUUGCUGAAUAAUGUAUAGAUAUAAUAGGGAGAAUUUUCAUGUCAAUCACUUCUGGGCGUUAAAGGGUUAAUGUACUUUUUAGUUUAUUAGGUGUUCUGUGUCCAAUAAUCGGAAGUUGUUGUUUUGGGAGAUGUUUCUGAGUAUAUCUUGCAUUGAUCAUGACUCUUUUAAAACAAUGUAUUUUUUUAAGGCUGUGGCAAGACAAUGUUAAUGGAUUUAUUUUAUGAUGAAGUUCCUGUUGAAAAGAAACAAAGAGUUCAUUUUCACUCAUUCAUGUUGGAUGUCCACUCAAGUAUGUAUUUAUCUUUGCCCUGUGUUAGUAUUAUUAUAGACAGCAUGUUUCAAUCAAGCCUCUAUUACCCACCCUCUUUUUACAGCUUUUGCCAUCUUCUUAAAAUGUUAUUGAAGCCCUUGCUUACGUUCAUUAUAUUGAUGACGGUACAGAUUGUUUCUUACAGAUAUGUAAAAUUUCCUUUUUCGGCUCUUACUUGGUGUAGAAGACACAGUAUAUGUCACACUAUUGUUUUCAUUGUUUUCUUAUUUCUGGUUAUGAUGAAAUUCCAUGGUGAUGUACUCUGUGUCCUCUACACCAAGUAAGAGCUGUAUUUUGCAGACUGACCAUACAUACUUUGUCUGCUUUAUGUAGGUAUUCACAAAUUAAAAGCUAGUCUUCCUCCAAGAGACCCCAAGUCCAUACGAGCACAGCCCUAUGAUCCUAUCCCACCUGUUGCAGAGCAGAUCAGUUUGAAGUGGUGGCUUUUGUGUUUUGAUGAAUUUCAGGUGACACUUCUUAUUUUAUAGCUAUGUUUAUUGAUACCUUUCUUUCUUGCACAGGCUAUUUUAACCCUUUAACUCCCAUGAGUUAGAGAUCAUGUAUUUUUGACAAAUUUAAACAAACUUUCUUCUUGUUCACAGGUGACAGACAUUGCAGAUGCAAUGAUUUUAAAAAGACUAUUCACAGCUCUGUUUGAACAAGGAGUUGUUGUGAUUGCAACAUCCAAUAGACAUCCAGAUGGUAUGCACCAGAAUGUACUUAUGUAUUCAGUCAGUGUUUCAGAAAGAAAAAUGUGUUUCUUUUAAACUUAUUUUCUCUAAAAUUAAAAAAAAAAAAAUUGCCAGUAGAUAUGAACCCAUAGCCUAUUGCAAACUAGCACAUAGUCAAGGGAAAUGAUGUCAGUGAUGAAUAUUCACUUCUCUCCUUUUCACUCUCAUUGGUUAGACUUGUAUAAAAAUGGCCUUCAAAGAAGCAACUUCAUUCCUUUUAUACCUAUUCUCAAGGUGAGGAACUGGUCAUCUGAACAUUUGAAUCUAUUGCAGCUAUAUUAAUCAAAAGGACUGGAAUCUUCAAGCUUUACCUUUAGAUUUGAAAUAACUGGUUUACUGAGGCUGUAGAUGAUUUCCUAUAUAUAAUAGUAGAUUUGGAAAAUUUUCCUAUGAUGAUAAUGUUAUUUUUGAAGGAAAUCUUGAACAAAUCUUUUGGAAUUUCAUCUUUCCUUCCUAUCCCUAAAGACCUUCUGCCCCCCUCCCCCAUAUAGCCCAUGGCAAUUUUGAAUACAGAGUAGUCUCCAGGCCUCCUUUGUUUGACAUCAGGAUUCAUGCACUUUUAAGUUAAACAAUCUUUGCAUCAAUCAGAUUUUAAAGAGAUUUACAUAGAUAAUUCUGUGAGUAUGUAUGCAUUUCUUUUUGUUCAAUAAAAGGAUAGUUGACCCCUAAUUGACUUUUUCCCUUUUUUUUUCUUUGCUAUAGAAAAAUUGCAAAGUUCUUUGUCUUGACUCUGGUAUAGAUUAUCGCAGAACAGGUGUGUGUGCUUUAAUACUCUCUUGGAGAGUGUUUUUUUUUUUAAUAAAAAUUCCUGUUUACAUGCCUCUAAGGUAAGCUAAUAUUCUAUAAUACUUUAAUGUUGAAGAGGUUAACAGGACUCUUACUGGAGCAAUAGAUGUUAUACACUAAAUGUAUGUUCCCAAGGGAAACAGUUAAAUUUGUUUUCCAGAGAGUCCUGAUGUUUCCCUAGACAAAGUCUAGGGAAACAUCAGGACUUGAGGGAAAACAAAACUAAAUAGUUUCCCUUGGACCACACAUUUAGUUCUUUAUUGUAUAUUUAGACUUUCCCUUAAACGAUCAUAAGGUAAAAACAUGCUAUAAUUGUAAUCGGUGUGCAGGCAACAACUACACAAUUGUAUCCCAGUAGGGAUACAAUUGAAUUUGAUCAGGGGCAUGUGACCAAGAAUCAACCAAUCUCAGUGCUCGUUUUGUUGAGUGAAAGUCUAGGUAUAUAGCAAAAUAAUUUGUAUCAAAUACAGAUUACUUUGAUUACUGGUGGUGAUGUAGAAAGUGCGUGCUAUAACAUUUUUGCUCAGUCACGGUGGUGGGCUGAGGUCUAUGGACUACUUGGUUUUAACAGACUUUUCAUCCUUUUUUAUGUUCAGACAUGUCCAUUAUUGGAAAGGUAUUUUUCAGGUUGGUAGAUAACUUUUGCUACUUAUUAACUGCAUCAGGUUUCUCCAAAUUUGUCCCUCCAGUCCUUUGGUCAUCAAGGACUGGAAUGUUUUUUUUUUUCUUUAGGAAGUAAGGUCGGUGGGUUGUUUGAUAUCGACGUAAUGAUUUAUUUUUAGUGAUUAACUUUUUUAUUUUUUUAUUAAUUCACUUUCGCUAGUUCUCUUGGAAAAGAGACAACCAAUGAACUGGACUGGAUAUUCGCUAAUUUAGCUCAGCAACAGAGAAACGGUACGUUACCUUAACACAUGGAACCCCUCUGAUUCAUAGAGUUAUGCGCAAGAAAAUUAUUGUAGACAUGUUAAGACGGCUAAGUUUUGUUCGCUAAUUGUGAUUACUCAAUGGCGUGUGCUAGGUUCUCGUUUAACGGUGAUGGUCUAGGAAGGAAGCAUAGCGGAGGAUUGCUUAGUAUUGCCAAUAUCUCCGCGGUAUUUCACUCUCGUGCCUUUCUGUAAAGUCUUCAUUUACUUGAUUAGCUGCUCUUUAUGUCAGUAAGCAGGCACUAGUACGUUGAAGGAUGCUAAUAGUAAGCCUGAACGUAAGAUUUACGGGAUAAACUUUUGCAUUUGCUUCCCUUGAUAAGCGUGCUUUUCGAUUGAGUUUCGUGAAACCAAGACCAAAGUAAUAACAACGGCCAAUCAGAGGAGAGGAAAAUAUCUUAAGGACCAAUGAAAGCUCCAAAUAAAAACAACCAAGCUGCCUAAAGCGCGGGAACACGUGGGCGACUGAGUCAUGAUUGGCUUUAGUUUUGCUUUUGAUUGGUUGAGAGAGGAGCGCAAGUUCUCUAGACCAAUCACAGAGCGAAGUAAAGCAAAACCAAUGUGAUCCCGUAUAACUUUCGGCAUUCAAUUGAAAAUUGCUUUGUAAUUACGUUUUACUUCCACUCUCUAACGCAAAGUAUGCGUUAUUCCGAUACAGAAAAUGCUGAAUGCAGCCCUGGUCCUACAACAAUUCAAGUGCUUGGUACAAGGAAGUUGAACGCCCCACGCACUUGUGGAAGAGUCGCAGACUUUACAUUUGAGGAACUUUGUGCGCAGGUAUUGAAAAUAAAACGUAUUUUGAAGGGGAAAUCCUUUGCUCAUAAUGGUUCUUGCUGUGAUAUGAGGUUUUACCGCUAAAGAUAGCUUGCCUUUUGUUCAAGACGUCGGAAAAAUUUUACGUUUAAAGAGCGACGUAAGUGUAUUUGGUUGCUUUUUUUAGACCGUUAAAAAUUUUCGUCAUCCGAAUCCGAAAAAAAUACGACUAAUAUUUAAAAUUAGGUGGACAACUUCCUAUGUUUCUUAAUUUCAAGCCUACCAAAGGAAACUAGGCCAAAAGGAAAGGAGACGCUUUGAAUCGAUUUUAAAGUGCAUCGAACUAUUUGACACCUAAGAAGUGACAAGCAGCUUAUUUCUCCUUACAAUAUCACCCCUGAAUAAAACAUGAAGGUCACGAGAAUAAAGGAAAUGAUCAUCAACUAAAGAAGCUCUUGAUUGUUAAACAAAUUCUCCUUGUCAGCACUUUAGGAAAUAGAGAGAACAGUGUGGAGAAAUUGUAUACUGAUGUUAGAGUGUAAAGGGUUUAUGCUAUUUCAUUCGAUGAAUUGUGUCCAGUUUCGAUCAGUAAUGCAUGGGUGGAUUUUAAGAUGACAUUUAACUGUUUUUUCUUUUGUUUUUGUUGUAGCCUUUGGGAGCUGCGGAUUAUUUAGCCCUGUGUGAACACUUUGAUAUUAUUAUUUUGCGCAACAUUCCCAAAAUGACAGUUUCUCAAAAAACUGAGGCAAGGAGGUUUAUCACGCUCAUUGAUGCUCUUUAUGAUAACAGGGUAAGAAAAGAAAAACAAAUCUUCCGGAAACCAAAAAACGAGCUUGUCCUUUUGACGUUAAGUUUGUUUCUUUCCCCCCCCCCCCAGGUUCGUCUUAUAUGCUCAGCGGCUACCCCAAUCGGUCAGCUCUUUAACGCAACUCCACUGACCACAAAUGACGACGAGUUUAAACGAAAGCUGAUGGACGACCUCGACUUAUCAGCUGUAAGGUUUUUGUUUGUUUUUCUGUAUGCCGUGUAAACUACCGUGGAGAUUUCAUUUUUAAGUAAUGGGCUGUGCGUUACUCUAUGCAAAGGAGUCGCUCGUUAAGGUUCCACAUUAUUUCAUUUAUUUAUAUUUAUAUUUGUAUUUAGUUGAACUAAUUAUGAUGAAUUUAUAAAGCUUUUUACAACACUUUGCGGAGGACUUUGUUUAGGCUGCAUUGGGCAGAUUACAGUUGCGAUUAGACUGGUGUUUUUUUUGGCAAAAUUAGGAAGAGACGUGGUCAACCACGCUUAAGGAUUAUUUUUACGUUUUGAAACACUUCUCUGCAUCACACUGAACUUGCUUUCGUCGAAAUUGUACGUCUGCAAGACAUGGAUGAAGAUCACACUAACUGUUCGUGUAUGUAAGUGUUUCCUGCCGUUGUAUUUUGCAGUCCGACGCAAACUCAAGCGCCAUCUUUACGGCCGAGGAAGAAAUCUUUGCGUUUGAACGCACCAUUUCCAGACUCACUGAGAUGCAGACCGAGCAGUACUGGAACUGGCAAGGUUUUCGUAAAUCGUGGGACGUGUUUAGUAGUUGACAUCACGGAUUUUCUUAGCUUAGCUUAAUGUAGCCACGUCACGGUUUUUCUUUCCGUUUUAAUCUUUCCCAUCGUUGAUCAUCUUUGUUUAUUAAUGGUUGAAUAUUACCUUAAAUUGUUUCCCUACCCUAACGAAUCAGAAUAUCGUGACCUACCCCCUUUGAUGUUCCAGUCCCUGCCUCUAUUCCCUCGAGUCACGCAACGCUCUUGUUUUCUCUAGCUUGCUGUGUGACAUGACCGAACAAUGAUUUUCAAGGAGACUGAGAAUAAUGCUUUAACAUUCGGACUUAUCAGUAUGAAUUACUUACCUCGUGCGCUCUAAGGGAACAUAUAGACCUAUCUCAUUUAUUACUCAAUAAGAGGUGUUAUUCUUAUAUUGAAAUAUUUUUUUUACAAUCCGUUAAAUGUGGCAAGUUCCAGGUUACCCUUCAACAUGGCCGCGGCGUUGACGUCGCGGGAAAAUGCCUUUUUGCAUUUGUAAAUACAGAUAAAUUAUUAAUCAAGACACGGGUAAUGAUGGUAAUGGGAGUGUUUGUAAACAAAAAAUGUUCCGUGCAAUAGGUUUCAGGUUUUUAAGAAUUAGAACUCGUAUUUAUAAUUAUAAUUUAUAAGUUAUCAAUAGCUGCGUUUUGCUGUAACGCGCAGGCUAGCUAUUUUUAUAUCAAAAUAUUUCAGAGUUCUUGCACAUCAUUUUGCCUCUAAAAUCAGUUUCCCUAUGAAAAUGGAAAAGGAGGAUUUUUAUUCGUGGUAUCGAUGAAAAAAUUGCUUAACCAGUUGGUGAAACUCAUCAAGUGAGGCAUGGGGCUUUUAUCGUCACCCAUGUUCUCAUGCAACAUUUUUAAUCAGUAUAUUCAAGUCUUCGGCCGUGAAAUUGAGUGAUAUUCACAGAAGGUUUUUUUUACUUAAUUUAGCGAUCAAUAUAUGAUUCGCCAAAAACGUUGUUGUAUUCAUUGUUAAGGAACAAUUUAAUGGGUUAUUUGGAAAUGAAAAAAGAAAAACAGAUCGCAGAAAGUUCAAAUAACCGCGAUAACGUUUCCGAGAUUGGAGAUGGAUUCGGCAUGAGCUGCUGUGGAUCUGUUCAGUGAAAGACCCGUUUAAUUGGGGGGGGGAGAGAAAUAGGGAAACUUUGAUAUACAAAUUUAUACAGGUUUCCAAUUCACUUUUAGCGCCAUUUUAUCAUGAAUUCUUAUUUAACCAUUUUUAAUUGGCAGAAUUAAACUAUGAAUUUUCAGCCCUGAGUUUUGAAAUUUUUGAAGAGGGCACAAUUGUUUUCUUACUUUAAAGUCAUGUUAAUAUCUAUUUAUCUUGUGAUGUAAGAAGGGGGAAAAUUAUCUCGUAUUCAGAUCUUGCCAUGUAACUAUAACGACAAUCGCUGGGUCAUGGAAGGUCUGGGUAUGAGACUUGGGAAAAGAGAGCGUUCGUUACUUCUCCAUGUAAGGUUUCACUCAAUCUUUUAUCAACCCAGGGAAAAGCUUCCCUUCUAUCGGAAAUAUCUUGUAGUGGUGUUCUUGUUGAAUGACAUAACUAGCGCAG
Messenger RNA from Pocillopora meandrina, 8513 nucleotides. The record is from the annotation of a GenBank genome assembly. Lineage: Eukaryota; Metazoa; Cnidaria; Anthozoa; Scleractinia; Pocilloporidae.